Messenger RNA from Dacryopinax primogenitus, 258 nucleotides. RefSeq lists its product as uncharacterized. Gene Ontology annotation, cellular component: CHRAC; nucleus. The annotation marks the transcript as partial. NCBI's taxonomy places the organism in Eukaryota, Fungi, Basidiomycota, Dacrymycetes, Dacrymycetales, Dacrymycetaceae. The transcript is spliced from 3 exons. The record is from RefSeq and is a predicted model, not a curated record. Gene Ontology annotation, molecular function: protein heterodimerization activity.
GCCGCUACAAGCCAUCCAGAACACAAGUCGAAACCAAAACAAAAGAAAUCUGAAAGGGAUGUAGGCAAGACACUCCUACCUGUUGCUCGUGUUCAGAAGAUCUUGAAGGCGGAUAAGGAGAUGUCGACAUGUGGCAAGGACGCUGUGUUUCUCAUCUCUGUUGCCGCCGAAGAGUUCAUCAAGCGGCUGGCCCAAGCAGGACAUCAACAAGCUCAACGAGACAAGCGCUCGACUGUCCAACAGCGUGAUCUAGGUACG